Messenger RNA from Asterias rubens (European starfish), 1026 nucleotides. RefSeq names its product homeobox protein ceh-31-like. The coding region runs from base 1 to 1026 and encodes 341 amino acids. Lineage: Eukaryota; Metazoa; Echinodermata; Asteroidea; Forcipulatida; Asteriidae. The record is from RefSeq and is a predicted model, not a curated record. Gene Ontology annotation, cellular component: nucleus. Gene Ontology annotation, biological process: regulation of transcription by RNA polymerase II; neuron differentiation. The transcript is spliced from 2 exons. Gene Ontology annotation, molecular function: DNA-binding transcription factor activity, RNA polymerase II-specific; RNA polymerase II transcription regulatory region sequence-specific DNA binding.
AUGUCUCAGGAACAGACAGAAGCAAGCCAGUCAGAAGAAGAUGACAAGCCAUCCCAGAUGCUUUCCAGCUCUGUGUAUACAACAAGUGCAACCUCAGAGAUAUCCGACGAUGCAUCUGAAACUUCAGAGACAACUUGUCUUAUGGGGUCAAACUUGCUCCUGUUGGGCAGUGGGAGGAAGCGCAGAAAACGAACCAUCAUCACGGCCGAUCAGCUGGAAAAGAUGGAGAAUCUGUACAAGCAAGAACAGUGGCCAGGCCGGGACAAGAAAGAAGUCCUGGCAAAAGAUAUUGGGAUGUCCAGCCACUUCGUCAACAUCUGGUUUCAGAACAAGAGAUCCAGGAUGAAGAAACUCGCUCAGGAGGAAGAGGAGCUGGAGGUGUUGCGUCAGACGAGAAGCCCUGUUAAAGCCAUAAACCUCAGCCUCAAAGCAGACACAGUGGCCCCUAAGCCAGUAAACAUUGCCCCGAGACCACAAACCUCAGGAAGUACAAGCCUUAACGUUAGCCCCAGGCCAGGUCAGUUACAAAUUCCCAGAAUGAGCGGUGUGCCAGUUGGGUCGUGCUUUGUCGUCGGACAGAAUGUGAAGAUCAGUAAUGGAGCAGGAGGGACAUCUACUGGUCUUGUAGUGAGUGCAACAGCUGGAGGUUCACUUCCCACAGUGGUCAAAAUGCAGACUGGAGCCAAUGUGAAGAAUGCCCGUGUAAGAGUUAAGGCUGCAAAUCCUGUGGCUUCAUCCACUCGUCGGCAACCUAGACUCCACUCAUCAGUAAAGCCACGCAAUAUCCAGGCAACAUGCACCAGGUAUCAGACACAGUCUCCAAGGCAACCUGUAAACAGACACCUGAAUUUCUUCAACUGCUUGGCCUCCAUGAUGGCAAUCGAGGAAGGAGGUCUGAUUCGAAAAGGAGAUCCUGAUUUUGACGUGGCUGUAAAUACUGCCCUCUAUGGUAUGCGCAUUGCCCAUGGAAAUAUCUUGACAUACAGAAAGAACGAAGGGCUACGCAUUCACAAUGACCAACCAUGA